Messenger RNA from Cornus florida, 1911 nucleotides. RefSeq names its product actin-related protein 4. Gene Ontology annotation, biological process: regulation of transcription by RNA polymerase II. The coding region runs from base 148 to 1488 and encodes 446 amino acids. Gene Ontology annotation, molecular function: chromatin binding. The transcript has 20 exons. NCBI's taxonomy places the organism in Eukaryota, Viridiplantae, Streptophyta, Magnoliopsida, Cornales, Cornaceae. Gene Ontology annotation, cellular component: SWI/SNF complex; NuA4 histone acetyltransferase complex. The record is from RefSeq and is a predicted model, not a curated record.
AAAACCAUACCCAACGCGAAAUCAUCCUUCUUCUCGCCAGGGGACUUGAAAAACCCCAACAAAGCCACUGAGAGCGAGCAUCUAGAGAGAGAAAGUAAAAAGAAAGAAGAAGAAGCCUCUCAAUCGGAGCUUUCCUGGACUCCAAACAUGUACGGCGGCGAUGAAGUAUCUGCAAUAGUCAUAGACCUGGGUUCGCACACCUGUAAAGCAGGUUACGCGGGCGAAGAUGCGCCCAAAGCUGUGUUCCGUUCUGUUGUUGGAUCAAUUGAUCAAAUGGAUGUUGAUGACUCUGAUAAUGCCGAAAGGAAUUCUGGAUCUGUUCCAGAUUCUAAGAACGUUGUUAAGACAUUUGAUUCAGACAAAUCCAAGGGAAAGCGCAAAUUAUAUGUAGGAUCUCAAGCCUUAGGAUACCGCCGGGACCAUAUGGAGGUGCUGUCACCCAUAAAGGAUGGAGUUAUUGUCGAUUGGGACAUUGUUGACAACAUAUGGGACCAUGCCUUAAGGAAAUGCCUAUUGAUUGAUCCUGAAGAGCAUCCCAUGCUACUUGCGGAACCAUCCUCUAACAGUCAACAACAGAGAGAAAAGACAGCAGAGCUUAUGUUUGAAAAGUACAAGGUUCCUGCAUUGUUUUUGGCAAAGAAUGCUGUUCUCACAUCUUUUGCGUCAGGACGUGCAACCUCUUUAGUUGUGGAUAGUGGUGGAGGAUCAACUAUUGUUGCCCCUGUACAUGAUGGUUAUGUUCUUCAAAAGGCUGUAGCAUCUUCACCUGUUGGGGGAGAACUUCUUACUGAUUGCUUAAUGAAAAGCUUGGAAAGCAAAGGCCUCACUGUAAAACCACGAUAUUCUUUUAAAAGAAAGGAAAUACGGUCAGGAGAGUUUCAGGUGACGUUGGAUCUUGAGUUUCCAAACACAACAGAAAGUUACAAACUCUACUCCCAGAGGGCAAUUGUCAGUGAUAUCAAGGAAUGCGUUUGUCGUGCUCCAGACACCCCAUACGAUGAGAGUGCAUAUUCAAACAUUCCAAUGACACCAUAUGAGCUUCCUGACGGACAGACAAUAGAAAUUGGAGCUGACAGAUUCAAGAUUCCUGAUGUUCUGUUCAAUCCAUCCUUGGUUCAGACUAUUCCUGGUAUGGAAAGUUUUGCAGAGACUGCUUCUUCUGUUCGUGGCCUGCCACAAAUGGUUAUUGAGAGCAUUAAUAAGUGUGAUGUAGACAUUCGAAGAGAACUGUUUAGUAGUAUUUUGCUUGCGGGUGGCACAGCAUCAAUGCAACAGUUAAAAGAACGCCUUGAGAAAGAUUUGCUAGAGGAGUCUCCUCAAGCAGCUAGAGUUAAAGUAUUGGCAAGUGGAAAUGCAACAGAGAGGAGAUUCAGUGUUUGGAUUGGAGGGAGCAUAUUGGCAUCUCUCGGUUCCUUUCAGCAAAUGUGGUUUUCCAAGUCUGAGUACGAAGAGCAUGGGGCUUCUUACAUACAAAGAAAAUGCCCUUGAUAUGCCAGUUUCCGUACCAUGCAGGCAAUAGAAGGAAUUGGCUCUUGUCUAACAAACUGCUAACGAAAUGCCCCUAAUAUCAAAUUCUAUGGUAACGAAGUUCAAGAUUGGACAUUCGGUCUUGUAGGAGUUUCAGAUCAUGUAUGGGUGUCUGCGAUGUUCAUAUGGAUAAAAUAUAUGCUGUACAAUUAUUUUCUUAUUUUAUCGUGCCCUUGUGUUAUUCCUAGCCAACUCUUGGUGCUAUGGAGUAGGUCAGUGCCCUUCUAUUUAUUUUGUAUGAACCCCUUAGCUUAGUGUUAAAUGCUCAUUAUUACUUCACCAAAUGACUACCGAGAGUAAAUUGCCAAGAAAUUGAACUUGCUGUUACUGACUGAAGUAUUUUCGUGAAUUUAUCCGGACUUGAAUGUAAUUGUCCAUUAUGCC